AUGUAUUCCAAAGAAAAUAUGGGUGACAACGGUGACAUAUUACGAAAUCACGAUCAAGUAAAUAUAGCUACGGCAAGCAGUAGCAGUAAUGGUAUAAGUUCGGGUAUAUUAACACCUCGAACUCCUCCAAAUUGUGCCAGAUGCAGGAAUCACGACAUAAAAAUAGCAUUAAAAAAUCACAAAAGAUAUUGUAGAUAUAAACAUUGCAAAUGCACAAAGUGUAUAUUGACUUUACAGAGGCAAACUGUCAUGGCGGCUCAAACAGCACUGAGAAGAGCUCAAGCCCAAGAUGAGGCGAGAGGCAUAAAAGCAAGUUCGAUAGAUCCGAUAUUCGUAUCGAAAUAUGCAAAAGAAUCUCCUCAUAUUUCGGUAGAUGGAAGUAGCGAUUUUUUUUCCACAUCAUUAACUUCUCCUGGACUGGAACCAUCAGGUUUAAAAUUAGAAACAACUUCAGUAACUGCUUUACCGAAUUUUAAUGUGGCAGGUAAAAAUUUAGAAAAUCAUAGAAAUUGUGUCAUGAAAUUGGUUAAAGAUUUUGGACUCGGAAUCGAUGCAUAUCCUUUAGCAUACGUUGUAUUUAAAAUUGCCGGUGGUGAUUACGAAGUUGCGACAAAAAUGAUACUCGAAGUUUUGAAAGUCUAA
This is a messenger RNA of Pediculus humanus corporis (human body louse), 642 nucleotides long. RefSeq lists its product as uncharacterized. Gene Ontology annotation, molecular function: DNA-binding transcription factor activity, RNA polymerase II-specific; RNA polymerase II cis-regulatory region sequence-specific DNA binding. The record is from RefSeq and is a predicted model, not a curated record. The coding region runs from base 1 to 642 and encodes 213 amino acids. NCBI's taxonomy places the organism in Eukaryota, Metazoa, Arthropoda, Insecta, Psocodea, Pediculidae. The transcript has 3 exons. Gene Ontology annotation, cellular component: nucleus. Gene Ontology annotation, biological process: regulation of transcription by RNA polymerase II; sex differentiation.